AUGAGUUCUAGCGAAAGUAAUACUACAGAAAAAAAAGAUAUUAUAAACGAAAAAAAAAGAAAUGAACCAGAAGAAACAUAUAGUUCGGAUGAUACAGGAGAAAAAAGAAUAAAGAGUAGCGAUAAAGAUAAGGAAAGAGAUAGAAGUAAGAGUCGUGAUAAAGAUUAUUACAGAGAAAAGAGUAGAGAUCGUGAUAGAGACAGUAGAGACUACAGAGACCGUGACAGAGAUUAUUAUAGGGAUAGAAGUAGCAGAGAUUAUAGAGAUCGUGAUAGAGACUAUUAUAGGGAUAGAGAUUAUUACAGAGGCAGCAGCAGAGAUUAUGGAAGAGAUCGUGAUAGGGAUUAUGGUGGCAGAGAUCGUGAUAGAGAUUAUGGUAGCAGUAGGGAUAAAGAUUAUAGUAGAGAUCGUGAUAGAGAAUCAACUAGUAGAAGUCGUCAUAGUGAUUCAGCAAGUAAAAAUCGCGAUUCUAAAGAAAAAGAAAUAUCAAACGGCAACAAACCAUCAAGUGUUGAAUCACCAAGCCUCACAUCAUCAAAAGAGACAAAUGGCAAAGAUACAUCAUCAUCAUUAUCAUCAUCAACAUCAACAUUACCAGAGCCUGAUGAAGAAAGUGACCAAAGAACUGUUUUUGUUUCAAAAAUAUCACAAAAUGUUGUAGAUAAAGACUUAUACGAUCUAUUUUCUAAAGCUGGUAAGGUUUUAGGUGUUCAAUUAAUCGUUGAUAAAGUUACCAAGAAAAAUAAAGGUGUUGGUUAUGUAGAGUUUGCCGAAAAGGUUAUGGUAGAAAGAGCUGUUGCUCUUUCGGGAUCAUAUUUGGAUGGACAAGCUAUUACCGUUCAUGCAAUUCAGCCAGAGAAGAAAACUACCAAACCAACUGGUAUUUCAGCAGAGCAAAGUAGAAUUUAUGUUGGUUAUAUUCAUCUCAGUGUUACAGAGGAGCAAAUUAGAGUAAUUUUUCAACCAUAUGGCGAUAUUGAGUUUAUCAAUAUCCACACAAAACCAGGUAUUUCAAAAUUUGCUUUUAUUCAGUUUAGAACUCAAGAGUCAGCAAAGAGAGCUAUAUCAGAGUUAAAUGGUUAUGAAUUGAUGGGUAAGAAUCUUAAAUUAAAUAUGGUAAGCCAAGAAAAAAAUGCAAAUGGUACCUAUGUACAAAUACCACAAAUUAAUAAUAUAGUACAUCAUGGCUAUGCACCAAAUCAAGCUUACAAUGCUACAGCUUCUGCUGUUGCCGCUCUUCAACACCAAGGUUUCCCAGUUAACCCAUACUAUUUACAACAACAACAUCCACAUCAACAACAUUUCCAAUCUCAAAUUCAAGCUCAUCUUCAGCAAGGUGCCACAAACAAUUCAAAUCAACAUACAUUUAAAGAAAAUACUCCACUUUCAUCUUUAGAUGAAGAUGAUGGAGGUAUUCCACUUACUGCUCAUGGUAGAGCUCUUUUAACAGCAAAACUUCAAGGUAAAGUUUUACCAACUCCACAACAACAAAUGGCUAAAGCUCCAGCUAUACAACAACAGCAACAACAACAGCAACAACAACAACAACCAAACAUGCAAACAUCAGUUAUCCAACCAUAUACAUCAUUACCACAGUUUGGUUUUUCAUCAACUUGUUUAAUUUUAAGAAAUAUGUUUGAUCCAGACACUGAAACCGAGGAAGAUUGGGAUCAAGAUAUUACAACAGAAACCCAUUCAGAAUGUUCACAAUUUGGUAAAAUUCAACAUAUUUAUUUAGAUAAAAAUACUAAGGGAUGUAUUUAUAUUAGAUAUGAUAACCCAGAAUCACCUCUUAAAGCAAUCCAAAAGCUUCAUGGUAGAUGGUUUUCAAAGAACGAAAUUAUUGCAGAGCUUGUUCCAGAACCAGUUUAUAAAUUAAAGUUCCCUUUUUAA
Dictyostelium purpureum is the source of this 1893-nucleotide messenger RNA. RefSeq lists its product as uncharacterized. Lineage: Eukaryota; Evosea; Eumycetozoa; Dictyosteliales; Dictyosteliaceae. Gene Ontology annotation, biological process: mRNA processing. Gene Ontology annotation, molecular function: RNA binding. The transcript is spliced from 4 exons. Gene Ontology annotation, cellular component: nucleus. Bases 1 to 1893 code for a protein of 630 amino acids. The record is from RefSeq and is a predicted model, not a curated record.